Macrobrachium nipponense is the source of this 8941-nucleotide messenger RNA. RefSeq names its product dentin sialophosphoprotein-like (gene G9a). Lineage: Eukaryota; Metazoa; Arthropoda; Malacostraca; Decapoda; Palaemonidae. Gene Ontology annotation, biological process: negative regulation of transcription by RNA polymerase II; peptidyl-lysine dimethylation. Gene Ontology annotation, cellular component: chromatin; nucleus. The record is from RefSeq and is a predicted model, not a curated record. The transcript is spliced from 21 exons. The coding region runs from base 324 to 6338 and encodes 2004 amino acids. Gene Ontology annotation, molecular function: zinc ion binding; histone H3K9 methyltransferase activity; p53 binding.
AACUUUGCUUUUCAUGUUUAUCUUGUUACUAAGUGUCGGUGGCCGCUGUUGUGCUGAUGUGACCGUCGGCGACCGAAACAACUAUUCCUGAAGGAUAAGGCCGUUGCUCUGAAUGUGGCAGUGGAAAGUAAGAGGAAUGUUGAUGAAAAGUCACCGUGCAGAAUGAGUUCACAAGAAGGCAAAGUACUAUCCAGAACUUUGGGUUGUUGGCCGACUGUAGGGUCAGCAAUAGAUUGAAGAAAUACUGAGCUCUCAUCUCGGACACCAGCCUACUUAUAAACAAGUUACUUUCCUGACGGCCAUUUGUAUGUUGAUUUGUUUAUAUGUUUGAGGGCUCUUAUAUCGCCGAUAAGCGCCUCAUUGGACUGAGGAGGUACUGGGCCAAGAAAAAAAGAGGGAGGGGAAAAAGUCGCUGGGUUCAUCACAAAAGUGGUGGUAAAGCUAAGACUUUCCAUGUUGAGUCCCAGGAAGGGUCAAAGAAAUUUUCAACUGCUUCCAAAAUUAAAGAGGAUAAUUCAAGAGAAACUGCCACUGAUGACGAUGAUGAUGAUGACGAUAACGAUAAUGAUGUGAGUGAGGAAGCAGAAGAAACUGAAGUGGAUUCACAGGACGAGGAGGAGAGGGAAAGCAACGCAUCUGCUGAAAAAAUGGAGACCCUAUCACAAGGUGGUGAACAGAAGAAGUUGCUACAAUUAAUGUCUGAACAGUUUAACUCUGCUGACAUUCAUGAUGAGUCUGUCAUAGUUGCAUCUAGAAGAGGGAACCGGACUCCUAGACUGACUCGCAAACGUAAGAGUGAUGUUUUAGAAGGAGAUAAGACAUCUGAAGUCCUUGCUUCUCUUCCUCCACCUCCAUCUCAGAUCUCUCACAUCCCUACAAGUGGAAAUAUUAUCACAAAUGCUCUCAAGAAAAUCAGGAAAGAAGGAAUAGAGUCUCAUGUUCCAACAAAUGUACCUCCUACUAUGACAAGAAAAAUGCGAAGUGAAAUAGAGAAGAAAAAUGGAAAAGGCUUGAUAGAUGAAAAGGACUCUAGUGAAGAUACUGCUAGUGUCUCAGAGGCGUCUGAGGUGGAAUCGAAAUCUGAGGAAACCAGCAGUGAUAAAAACAUCCCUAAGAACCGUAAGAAAGGUCGAGGAAGAGAAAAGACCUUGUCUGAAAGCAACCAAGAUAAUGACUCUGGCACUGAGUCACCUGGUGUCAUUGCUAAAAGUAAAAAACUCCAAUCUACUGCAGAUGAAGAUCAGCAUACUGAAAGUCCAAAAUCCUCUUCACCAGGUGUUGGUCGAGGUAGAUCCAGAGGUAGAGGCUCAUCUGAAAGUAACAUUUCAACCCCGAGUCCUGCUGGACGUGGCAAGGGCCGUGGUCAGAUUUCAUCAAAAGAAGAUUCUGGUGAAAAGAGAGGAAGAGGAAGGCCCAAGCUCAAUCUAGAUAGAUCAGAUGGGUCUGGAAGCUUAACUACUUCCCCUGUGACUGCAGGUCGUGGUCGUGCAAAGAAAAUUGCAACUGUUGAUGAUGCUAAUUCUAGUCAUAAUAGUUCACUUACCAGUUCACCAGGGGCAGCAAAUCUGGGAAGAGGCAAAACAAAAACUGUUGCAGGUCAGGUUGCUAAUCAAAAUAGUCCAUCACCUUCAGUAGCUGGGGUAGGCCGAGGUCGUGGGAAAAAGCCUACUCCUGAUGAUAUAUCUAGUCAGAGAAGUUCUCCAGUAAAUGUUUUGCAAAAGAAAGCUAAAGGAAAGUCUUCAGAAUCUGAGACCAGUAUCGUUGAUACGUCUCCCGGUCAGCAAAGGAGAAGCACAACUCCACAUGAAAGAGAUCCAAGUCCAGCUUCAGAAACUAAGAGAAAACGUCUCUCACUUUCAAGAGAUUUUGGUACUGAGGCUUCACAGGCAAACAAGAGAGGGAAGCAACUCACUGUACCAGAGGUUUUGAAAAAACAAGAAGUAGGGUCAGCAGUAAAAUCUUAUCCAAGCAGAGGAAAGAAAGAAGAGCAGGACAUUGUAUCAAAUGUGAACACAUCAGUGAAAUCAGAAACUGUUAUAAAGCCAGAGACAGAUGUAAAAGCUGAGGAAACAGAACCAGAAGAUAGUUUGCCAGAUGUUGAGAAAGAAGAAGUAGAUAUGGAUGUAGAGAUAAAUGCAGAUGCUAAUGUCAAAUCAGACUUAUUUACAAAGACAGGCAAGAAAAAGAAGAAGCAUUUCAAAGGAUUGAAAUAUUCUUUUGGAAAUAAGAAGAAGAAGGCUACUGCUGGAGUAGGUAGAGGCAGGAAACCUAGUGGGACAACUCGAUUAGAUACCUCUCAGGAAACGGAUUCCGUCAUAUCAGAAGACAUUGACAUAGAAUCCUUAGAUUCUUCCUCUCAGGAUGUGCCAUCAGAACAGCUUUCACAAGAUCCAGAUGCUUUAGAUGAAUUAACCUCAGAUGCCGUUGAUAAUGAUAAUGAAGAUGGAGAACUGGAGAACAGCAUGAAGACACAAGCUGGAGAAGACGUUCUUGAUGAAGAUUCCCUAGAUGAGGUAAGCCAAGAAGAAUGUGGAGAUGAGUAUGCAGAUGAAACUGUUGAUGAUGUGGCAGCUGAAGAUGUUAAAGACACUGAGGAACGUUCAGAAUUAGCAAAUGAAGAUGUUGGCACGCAAGAGACCAAAGUAGAAGAAAAAACUGCAUUAGAGGCAGAUGAGGUCAAGAAAUUUGAUGAAACUGAAAACAUCAAAAGCAUUGUCGAAAAAGAAGAAAGUGUCGAAGGAAUUUCAGGAGGGAAUGAGGUGGCAUGCAUACCUUCAGCAGAAAAUGCAUUGAAAGAAAGUUUUAAUAAAGAACAAGAAGAUUUUAAGUUGGAAACUGAUACUAAAAAAGAUUACCCACCGGAAGUCGAGGCUGAUACUUAUAAAGAUUUUCCACUUGAGGAUGAGGAUGAGAGUCAUACUUUAGCGAAGGCUGGAAUAGAAGAAGCUGCAGAAGAAAAUAUCGUGUUGGAACCUUCCAGUGAAGCCGAUCUGGAAUUAAGGCUCGAUGAGACAUUGGAGGGGAAAAAAUUAGAAGUAGAUGAAACAGAACUGGGUAAAGAUUUAGAAGAUGGUGAAAAUAUAGAGGAAGAAGAGGAGGAGAUUGAUCCUGGCACUGAAAUGAUGGAACCUGACACAAGUAAUUUUGGCAGCCAAAGUUUUGAAGAGAUGGAGAGUGCUGUUUCUGCAGAGGCUCUGACACACACGGAGGAUGCAGAAAAGCCUACUAUGGAAAGUGGAGUCAUUGAAAAAAGUUUCUGUAAUGUGAGUGGUGCAGAGCACCAGGAUAUUGAUGAAGGAAUAAAAAGAUCUGAGGAAUUUGUUGAAACUGGAAUAGAGCAUGGUGAUAACAAUGAAGAGAUGGAAAAACCUGAGGAGAACUUUGUUGAUGGAAGUAUGUUAGAGCAGAAGGAUGGUAAUGAAGAAAUGAAAAAGCCUGAGACCUCCAUUGAUGGAGAAAAUACUGAAAGCUUUCAUAAUGUCAUGAACAUCCCUGAUCCCUUGAAAGAAGCUGAAGAAAAGAGUGAUAAAAUAGAAGAUCAACCUUCGGUAUCAGUAUCUACAGGUGCACCACAAGGAGUUAUCGAUGCAUCAGCAGCUGAUCCAUCUCAAGCGACCCUUGAGAAUUCAGAGAAGAUCUAUGAGGAUGAAUGUGAGGAGCAUCCAGAGAAGGAAACAACAAUUGAAAAUGUACCUGAAGAGUCUGAAAAAAUAGGUGAAGAACUGAAUGAUGAAAGUGUUAAAGAACCUCUUCCGCUCAGUGAACAUAAUUUGCGCGGGAGUGUCAGACGUCGCCAUAGCGUCAGUAAGCGAAGAUUAGAAGACCUGGGAGUGGAAGGACAGAAUUCAGAUUCUAGUGAUUCAGUUGGGGAAACUCGAGUUUCUUCGGUGGAGGGCGUCAGAAAGAGUAAAAGGCUUAGUCGAAAUAGCUCACCCCAUCCCCUUGCUUUUGCCCCACCUAGAUCUCCUGAUAGUGCUGGCAACGGCUCAUCAAAACCCAUAGCAUCGAAAUCUUCUUAUGUUGCGGAACCAACGUUGACCAACGUGCUGUGUAAAUGUCAAGGUAAUGAAAAUCCUAUCGCUGAUGGUAUAACUGGAGAUGUGUACUGCAAGGCUGUCGACUCAUUUGAUGGACGCAUGAUUGGUUGUUGCAAUGUUGUGACUGAUCAUAGGUAUGUUCGUGUCAGCGACAAGAUCCCCUUCAUGCUUAUCUGUGACAUUCACAGGCAUCGGUUAAGACUUCACAAUUGUUGUCCUUGGUGUGGUCUCUUCUGUACUCAGGGUGUUUUUAAUGAAUGCAGAUGGGACAAGAAUGGUGUACGCCAUUAUUACCACAAACUCUGCGCUCUCGUUCUGGCAAAAUCCACUCUUUGUCCUCAUUGUGGAAGUGAUCAGCCACCAACAGAAGUUCAGUUAGAAUUGAAAAUGAACAGGAAGCCUGUUAUAUAUCUAAAGCAGCAACAGGAGAGAAAAGAAAGUUCUGCAAGAAUGACAUGGUCAAAGAUGGAGGAAGAACCAGCAGCUGAUCCUGAUAAAAUACCUGAGGAUGAACCAACUUUCGACCUGAAUGGCGUUGUUAUUUCAGCCCAAAGACUUCCGUUGGGACUUCACCGCCAGAAGGUUCAGGAAGCUAUAAGAUCUAUUAACUCUGGAAAGUCCUUCAAUAUAAAGCCCUCUGGAAAAGGUAUAUAUUGGGCAUGUAAACAAAAUGACUUGGAGAAGUUAUUAUAUGUUUUAGUGAAUGGUGUCAGUCCAAAUAUGAAAGUUAAAGAAUAUGGUAACCAAACUGGGUUGCAUGUUGCAGCAUCGUACAAUUCUCUAGCUGCAGUACAUGUUCUCAUCCUUGCUGGUGCCACCCUGGAUAUGGUUGACAUGCAGUUGAUGUCCCCACUUAUGGUUGCCAUUACGAAAGGUCACAAUGAAGUUGUACAAUAUUUGGUACAAGCUGGAGCAUCACUCAUGGCUAAGAACCAAGAAGGUAUGACCAGCCUUCACUUGGCUGCAAAGUGUGGGAAUUUCGUAGCGUGUCAGUAUAUAGUGGAUUCUGGUCGACUGACACGUCACUCUAUCAACACCCAAGAUGAAGGAGGCUGGACACCUUUAGUUUGGGCUUCAGAGAACAGAUAUAUCAAUGUUGUUAAGUAUUUGGUGGACCAUGGUGGCAAUCCCCAGUUAUGUGAUGUUGAACAGAACACUGCCCUUCACUGGGCUGCAUUCUCAGGCUCAACCCAAAUUUGCUCUAUGUUAUUGGAUCGAGGUUGCUCACUCAGGUCAAUGAAUGCACAUGGAGACACACCAUUACACAUAGCAGCAAGGCAGAAUCAUACUGAUGCUGUCGUGCUCUUCCUAUCAAGAGGGGCAAGGCUUGAUGUUCUGAACAGCAAGCAACAAACGCCACUGGAGUGUGCGGUACCAGAGUCUGAUGUGUAUCUUCAACUGAGCCUGAAUAGCAACUUGUUGAAUGCCAUGCAGCAGAACAACUAUCGUACUGAGAAAAUCUUGAGCAGUGAUAUUGCAGCCGGGAAGGAAGAGGUUCCAAUACCAUGUGUAAAUGGAAUGGAUGAUGAUGAGCUUCCCAAAGAUUACCUGUACAUUGCAGAAAAUUGUGAAGCAUCCAAUGUCUCCAUAGAUAGAACCAUCACUUCACUUAAGUGGUGUGAGUGUGAAGAUGGAUGUAAUGCAGACACAUGCAGUUGUGGUCAACUCAAUUUCCAGUGUUGGUUUGACCCAGACGGCAGACUUUUAUCUACAUUUAACUAUACUGAUCCACCUAUGAUAUUUGAGUGCAAUCGUGCUUGCCGAUGCAACAAGCUGUCUUGUAAUAACCGAGUAGUCCAGCAUGGGAUCUCAGCUCACAUGCAACUUUUCAAAACAGACGGGAAAGGAUGGGGAGUUCGAGCACUGAAGACUAUUCAAAAGGGUUCCUAUGUGUGUGAAUAUGUCGGAGAGAUUAUCACAGACUUAGAAGCUGACCAAAGAGAAGAUGACUCAUAUUUAUUUGACUUGGACAAUAAGGAUAGUGAAACCUUUUGCAUUGAUGCACGAGGUUAUGGUAAUAUCGCCCGCUUCAUCAAUCAUUUAUGUGAACCAAACCUCACUCCAGUGAAAGUCUUCAUAGAUCAUCAGGAUCUGACAUUCCCAAGAAUAGCUUUCUUUGCCAACCGAGACAUUGAAGCUGAUGAAGAACUAGGAUUUGACUAUGGGGAGAAAUUCUGGAUUAUAAAAUACAAACAUUUCACAUGUACCUGUGGCUCAGAAAAAUGUAAGUAUUCAAGCAAAACUAUUUAUUCUACUCUUGAAAAUUAUAAUAAAAGACAACUACAGAGCUCAAAAAGUUAGUUAAUAGAUGUAAUUGAUAGAAAAAUAUCAUCAUUUUGUACCUGUAACUAAGUAUUUUAGAUAUCUAAUGAUAUUUAUUAUGGUUUUAUAGUGUAAACUGCAAGUUGCCUGACAAUUGAAAUGUUUAGUUAUGAUUUUUCUUUGACAAUAGAAUUUCCAUUGGAUAACUGUUGCAAAUUUUUUAUGCUUUUAAGAAACUAAGCCUUAAUUUUAUAUACAGAGCUUUGUUGGUCUAUGUUCAUUUUUAAGUACAAUUCAGUCUUAAUUUCUGUGACUUGACAUAAACCUAUAUGAAAAGUUUUCUCUUGAAUUGGAAAUGUUUUUAUUGGCUGUAAGCAGAUCAAAUGCCUGUUUUGUUGUGUGUGUUGCCUUUGACAUUGUUUAUACUAAAAAGUAGUCUUUUGUGAUGCAGCCAAGUUAUGGUGCCUUGACGUUUGAAGUAAAGUACUAGGGCAAAUAGCAAUUGUCACAGUAAUUGAAGUGUUGUUUUAAAGUCAAAGUGCAUUCCUUUGAAAAAAUUUAAUUAUUUUGAAGAAAAAGAAAUAAAUUAAGUGAGCUUCAGAGGAGCUUCCAGGAAUGAAUUCGUAACAUAAGCAUGAAGAACGUUUGUGGCCUUAGUGUACGUGUUGUCUUGACUGUUUGGACGCUAUAGCAUAUCUUACAGUUUUUCUUUUCGUAAAUUCAAGGGAAUUUUUUUAUAUUUAUGUAUAGGUGUUGACUAACUGGCCUGGAAUACCUUUCCCAUAGGAAUUAUAGCAAGAAAGACUUUCAAACAAGUCCAGGUUUUUUGUAUCGUUAAUUUGACAUUUUAAAUACAGUGGACAGUUUUGUAUAUGAAAAAUUAAUUGUUGAAGAUGAGCAUAUUAUACUGUAUCCAUGUUUUGAUAUCAUUGUGCAAAGUUAUCUGACUUGUCAUGGAACAUUUGAUAUUAUGUAAACAUUGCUGCAUUAAUGUUAUUUUGAUGCCAGAUAAGAUACGUAUCGUGUUAAAACUGUCCUUUGAAAUUGCAAGUGAUAUUUCAUUGGCUGAAUUAUCAAUAGCAAUAAUGUUUUACCCAGUGGUUCAUAUUCGUUGUUUUUGUUUCUAUAUUACUGUAAUUAUUGUAACAGUAUAAUUAAUUGUCUUAUCUUCUUUCAGUAUGUUAAUGAUUAUGUAUCAUGAUGUAAAUUCAGGUUCAGAGAUGAAAAACUUUCUUACAGAUCAUUUGUGUUAAGGAAGUAUAUUUUGUGUUUAGGGUUCAAAAGAAUAUCUCAAAAGGAAAAGUCAUAAGUAUAAAGUUUUGAAAAUGCAUUGUUAUUUGACACCUUAAGGGCCACUAGUGUAUGAGUAGUAUCCUCAAGUGAUGUUCGGCAUCAACAAUUAGAUGUAUGACCACACCUUUAUCCGUCCACCUUUCAUUGGACUGUCAGUUUAUAUGGUUACAGUCUGUACUUGUUAAGCUUUUUACAGUGUUCUGAGUAGUGCUAGAUAUAUCAAGUCAUAUUUUCCAUACAUGAAACAUUGCCCCAUAUUUCAAUACAGUGUUCCCCACCCCCGUAUUUGCAGGGGUUGCGUACCAGACCCCCUCCCGUGAAUAGCUAGAAUCCGCGAAUAGUUCAAACCCUUAUAAAAACACUUAAAACUGCCCAUUUUGUUAGUUAAAACUCCAGAAAAAACCGCUAACAAUUUUUAUACCUAAUUUUUUGAAUAGUUUUAUCACAAAUCUCUGCUUGUUUUUGACUGGUUACCAGCUAGCGCAUGGAAAAUCUGAUGUUAUGACUGAAGGUUUUUUGUUAGCUAUGAAAAAUACAAAUUUAUGAAAAAAAAUUUAUUUUAUGAUUAAAUUUAUAAACAUGAAUUUGUGGAUAUUUCUCAUAGGUUAAUACCGUGAAUUUUCCAUGAAUAAUGGGUGAAAUCUGCGAAUACGGGGGAUUCACUGUAGUACAUGGUCUUUGUGUUUACUGCUCUUUUAAAUUUAUUAUUUUAGAUGGCAAGUAUGUUAUACUGAGCAUAACUUUUUGAUUGGCUAAUGUAAAAUUUUCCUUUUGUCUGAUUCAUACUGUUGUUGGAAUUGUAUAAUGUCACCUUUCCCUGCAAGGUGCUUAGUGGGCAAUCGAGUUGUUUCUAAGUUAAUUGUUCUGGGAUGAUGAUGUGGGCUGGUGGUUUAUGAGGUUUAAGCAUUAGCAAAGUUGACCAUACGUAGUCUUUUUUGAUAAGCCAGAAUUUUAUUUUAAUUCCUUAGUAACAGCAGGUCUCAUUGUACUGUGAAUGUGCAGUUUUUGUUUAACACAAUUAUGAAGUGCCGAGUAGUAUCAGGACAGGAAAAUUUACUGACAUGCCUAAGUUCUUGUUGUAAAUGAAAUGACUAAGAAUUUAUUUUCUUUUGUAGUAGUUUGAUUGAUUUUAGGAAAAUUAUAAGCCUGUUGGAUGCAAAUAGGACAAUGGAAGUGUUUCAGUACAGUAGCAAAGUAUAUUCAAGAAUGUAAAAUGUAGUCAGGCCUUUCAGAAUUAUUUUAUAACAUUUUUCUCUGUAUUUGAAUGUUAUUUAUAAGUAUUUUUUUUUGUACAACACCACAUAUUGACAUUUACAAAGUUCUGUAAUGUAAAUAAAGACCAGAUAUAU